Messenger RNA from Besnoitia besnoiti, 5040 nucleotides. RefSeq lists its product as uncharacterized. NCBI's taxonomy places the organism in Eukaryota, Apicomplexa, Conoidasida, Eucoccidiorida, Sarcocystidae. The transcript is spliced from 2 exons. The record is from RefSeq and is a predicted model, not a curated record. The coding region runs from base 1 to 5040 and encodes 1679 amino acids.
AUGGCUGAAUCUGGCCGGUGCAGGGGAGGGGCCCCAGAGGCUGUCGACGGCACCAUCUGCCCCACAGGAGUCUCGUGUGAUUGCCUUCCUUCGUCUGAUACCCUGGCAACACCCAGCUGUGUGGCGGGGUUAGCCGGAGCGGCUGCGCAAGGCUCUGUUCACCUGUCUAGCUGGCCAGGCGGGUGCUUUGACGAACGACAGCAAAGCGGCUCCGCAGAUAGGAGUCCGGCAGUAAGUACUGCUGACAGCGCGAGCUUUGGGGGCGCAGAGUCCGGCAGCUCAUGCGGCAAAGGAUGGAGAAGGCAAUCCGUGUCGACUGCGUCGUCUUCCAUCCUCAUCACAAGAAGUCGCUCCGUCUGCUCCCUGUCGCCGACUCUGUCUCCGCAUACCUCUCCGGCGGUCGACCCGCAAAUCUCACCUGCUCACGCGCAGGUGCUGUCCGUCGAGGAUAUGUGUGGUGCGACGCGUGUUCACUCCCGCGUGUUUGCGCCGCUGCCGGCCGCAGUCGGCUAUCCUGUGCCUUGUUCCAUGUCAUCUACAUCAUCGUCCUCUUGCGGGUCCGCCACCACGCAGGAGGGGAUGUUUCGUGAGUCGCGCAUGUGGAAGAAGGGCGCAGAUGGACUCACCACGUGCUCACAGGGAGGCCAUUGUGCGUGUGGAGCCACAAAUGAAGAAGACACUCGACUUUCUUCCUUCGGCAGUCUUGCAUCUGCUUGUCCGGCGUUGACUGGCGGGGAUCCUGUUUCCUCACCCUCGGUUCCUCCGGAGCCCCUGCACAUGUGGCGCGCUACCCUUUGGGGUUCCGUUCAUUUCGAGGCACUCACCCCUCGGAGCAGUGGCGCGUCUGUGCAGUGGAGUGGAGGGCGCGGCGGAAGUCGAGAGUCGUGGGAAUUCCGGCAGCGAGAGGCCAGGUUUCACACGGGCUGCAAGUCGCCUCUAACAGAUGGUGAUGACGGAUGCGGCGACUCUCAACGCCUAAGGACGGUAUCCGGUCUGUUUUUUAUUGAUCAUGAGGAGGACCAGGUUAAGCGUAGCCAUGCCUGGUCAGAGGGGUGUCACCGUAGAAUCGCAGUAAACUUGAAAGGCAAUCGCGCGAGCAGUCCUCUACGUGAGGAGAAUCUUUGGGAAGGGCUCUUCGGAGGCAAAUCUUCCGAUGCUCUAAUUUGCCUAUUGAAGCAGUUGCUACGGUUAGAACGAACAGAACAGUUAAAAACAGAGAGCAUCCAAUCGUGUAGUCACUGCGGUCUGCAAAGUCUGAACCCUCUUGGGCCCGAGGCCGACCCCCGUGUCUUUUCUUCCUUCCCCCUGUGGAAAAGCAUCGCACCGCCGCAGAGGAGAGCUCCAGACAAGGGCGACAGCCUCUUGUCUCCUGUGUUGUGUCCCCUCUUUAUUGUCAAUUUUGGCACUUUUGCGUCCCUUCUCGUUCUCCCUCUUCUGGCAGCUUGGGAAAGCAAAGAUCUUUUCCGCGCGUUCAUGUCAUCUCCGAGGCCCUUUAAGGCAGCGACAUGUUCUUCUGUCGCUGUUACAGCGGAUAAGACGCACACCACCGGAGGCGCAGGAGGAGAGGGGAGACAGGGGCGACAGCGGCUGUGUCUUGAAUGUUCUGCCUAUCCCUCGUUUGCUCGGCGCAGCGCUCGCGCUGUGCCGUGGAGCCCCGUGCAGGAGAGCCUCCGUUGUAUAUCGCACGCGUUGCAUGCGAAAUCGGAAUACCUCUCACUCUGGUAUAGAGCUUACAUCGUCCGGUUCCAGAAGAUGAGCGAGCGGCAUCAACGCAAGUCGACAAACCGGGUGGAAGGUCUCCAUAUUUGCCGCGACGCGCUGCGUCGAUGUCUCAUCCUGCAUUCCACCGCAGUCGCUGUGGCGUGGGGCAGGCACAUUCAGUUCGACUGGCCGGCUGCUUGCCCCGCUCGUGCGUCGCGUCAAGAGCCUCUAUAUCGCCUGGCUGCACUCUGUCAAGCGCUUUGCUUCCAGCAGUCUGAAAGACGAAAUCACCGGGGUCAGCCGUUGUCGUUCAAACUCCGCAGGGAACACGAGGGCGUCACGCGGUCGCUCCUUUUGGGUAUCCUGUCAGCCGCCGCAGAACGAGAAGACAGUGGAGCAGCCGACACAGACGAUGUCUUCCCUUUUUCUCCCUUCUCGUGGGCGCUUAAUGACGGUCAGUCGAGCAGUGACGGAGAAUGUGGUGAAGGAAAUGACGCGGAAGCAAAAGCCAAGCGCACCGAAGCGAGGAGAAUACGUAGGGCACUUAGGUUCACCGCGGCUCACCUCUUUAUGUGCGAUUCCCAGGUCUACUUGCAUCUGCCGGCAGACGACCCAGUGCCUCAGGCGUCUGGCGUGUUCUUUGCGCCGUGUGAGACCACGUGGGAAGAUCAGGAUCCCAGUCCUGAUGGCGGGCAGGCUCGGGCUGAAACCUUUCCCCGGGUGGUGUGUAACGCUCCACACCGCCCUGGAACAGACACAACCGAGUUCUUGCAGCGUCGUGAUUUCCAAGCGAAUAGCAGAAUCGACAGAUGUCAUCGCGGAGUCGACGGUGGACUAGCAACGCGGUUUCUUGACGUGCCAGCAGCAGGCAUGCCUGGCAGUCCGCAGCAUCCACCAGCACAUCCGUUGUCUCCGGCGACAGUCCCGCGCCCACAUCCCCUCAGUCUUGCUUACCACAUCGAUGAGGAAAAGCACCAGGCGGCGCCUGUUUUUUCCCCGCCCUCUCCCAGCUGGACACUCGACGCAGGCUACCAGCGUGGGGCUCUGGCACGAGCCAUACGGGUUGCAGUCCUUCUUCCACACACAACGUUCCGGGAUUUUUUCUACACCCGAUCUGAGUUGCCACGUGACGACAACGCACCAGAUCUGGUAACCCAAAUGCGCGAGAGCCGCUCACUGCAUCGAGGGGAUCACAGACGAACGGACGGCAGAAGCAAGGGUCGAGGAAGGCGCGGUGAUGCCAACCGGGGUUAUGCUUUCGUUUGCAGUUUCCUGGACGACGGACAGGUCAUGCUGAAUGCUUCCCACGAGCCCCCCCAGCCCUAUGUGGAGCAGCCACACAUCGUCGAUGUCCUCGUGUUUUCCUGGUUUGGCACGGGCGAGCCUUCUCCUGCGUCGCCGACGGGAAGAUCGGCUGCUUCAUCUCGGCCGCUCUCGCGUUCGCCUUCCCCAGCACCUACUCCGUCCUCAUGCUCGAUGUCUCCCUUUCUCACUGCGCCCCAGCAGCGCUUCACACUGCUCUUUCUGGCUGCAGACGGACGUCUCUAUGCAAGUGGUGAUGUCCCACCGAUUCUCGUUCGGGACUCGCCUCUUUCGGCAACUGUCAAACCCAGCCGGUUGGGUAGUUUCUUUUGUGCCCAUCCUGUCGAGGCGACAUGCUCUAAAACUGGACAAUCCCUGCUUUUUUCAGCAUUUCUAGCCGCCAACGUGGAGGGAACAGCCCUGACUUCGGGGCUGAUCCUCCCGCGAUAUCGGUAUUUGCAUAACCCCUUAUCUGGCCGUAUGCUCGUUUCUUACCUUCCGACUUCGCAGGCGUCUUGCCCUUGCUCUCGCUUGUCCUCUUCGUCUCCCACUCUAUCUGCGUCGGUGCUCUCAGUCCCCCUGCCUUGUGUGGGAGCUGUUUCGCAAAGCCAUCGGGGGUCAGCCCGCAUGGCAAACGACGGGAGCGAACUGCCUUCUUCUAAGUCGGAUGUCGAUCAUCCAGAAGGACGCCAAUCGCGUGAAGAGCUUUCGCAUGCUGCGUGGGGGGGGAACGCAACAACCCAAGGCGCCAUUCAAAGCGAGCAUGAGGAGCGAGAUGGUGCGGGCGUGUGUCGCACUAACCCGUGUUGCUGCUCUGCUCGUGCGGCAUCAGAUGCGCCUUCAAGUGACUUCUUUUUUGCGCGCGACAGAGAGGCCACGUCUCCCAGAGUGAAGCAUCCGACCCCUCGAUGUGCUCUGGCUGUCCUCCAGACGCACACUGGGGAUCCCGUUCUUCUUCAAAUGACAUUUGAAAGGCCAGCAAUCUCGGGAGUGCAUGCCACAAGGCCGGAGAGUGCCGGUCCUGCUCUAAUUGAGGGAAUCGGAGGGAGCCGGGAGGCUUGUCCUGUCGCUUUUGAGUUUGUUGUGCUGCAAGUCGGCUGGUGCAGAGGGGCGGACAAACAAAAGCUGCCAGCAGGGGUGCGCUGGGCCUAUGAACAGAGCUCCUGCGCGACAGGAGAGGUGGAGGAGGCCACGAAAAGUCGGAAAACUCAACGGAGAUGUCGUGUCGAUCCGCUGAGGUCGGACCUGUGUGGCGGAAGCGAGGGCGCGACCCCCAACCACAGGCUGUGCGACGAUCUUCCUUCCUGUUCAUAUCUGCCGAACUUUCUGCAGUCCGGGCGGUGGGCUGCGUGCUGCUUGUAUAGAGACGUGGUACUUGUGCGGACAGGAGGGGAUGCCAGCGAAGCGAGUGUGUUGGUCUCGACGCUGGAGAAAACUCAGCACGAUUGGCUAGCUUCGUUCCUCCUCUCGCAUCCGGCUGUGCGGGUGUCAAUUCGGUCUCUACGGCUAGGUUUUGAGCGACUCACACAUCUUCAGAAAGAGCUCUAUUCCCUUCCGGCCAAGCGCAAGGCGGGCGCGCAUCUCAGGCAACCAAAAGGUAGUGACCCGGUGAGUGGCGCAUUUACAACUCCGAGUCCGCGGUCAAAAGGCGAAAAUGCGUUGUGGAAAGCAGGGGCAAGUUCGAACGGCAUCCAGCAGGAAGUGCGGAAGGCAGAUGGCACAACAAUAUCAGUUGGGCGUAAGGCCAAUGUAGCACCACCACAGGAGCCCGGAUUGGGGUCAGAGACAGAACCUCCUAAUGGGCAUGGAAGAUCCAAGGACUUACACUACGAGGCUACUCAACCAGAAUCGAAAAACGAGUUAGUCGGCUUGCUCGAAUGGGAGGAGGACGAUGGGCAGUUGCGUCUAUUUUUUCGUCUCGUUGAUGGUGCGUUUCUUGCUCUCAACCUCCACCAGAAGCAGGUCGAGCUUGUCUGGAAUGUGGAGGGCCGCAACCUCCCGGCCCAAACAGCGACUUCUGAGGGGCGGCUGCGUUGA